Molecule: messenger RNA, 6142 nt
Organism: Lepisosteus oculatus (spotted gar)
Lineage: Eukaryota; Metazoa; Chordata; Actinopteri; Semionotiformes; Lepisosteidae
Gene: ubr1
Product: ubiquitin protein ligase E3 component n-recognin 1
Biological process (GO): ubiquitin-dependent protein catabolic process via the N-end rule pathway
Molecular function (GO): ubiquitin protein ligase activity; zinc ion binding
Source: RefSeq, a predicted model, not a curated record
GUAAAGACAGAUACUGUCGCUUGCCACAAUGUCGUAAAGCAGUUUUGGGACCUGUCUCACACGUUGUCCUGGUAACAGAUUACGGCAGAUGAAAGAUGGCGGAAGGUGAAGAGACAUUAACAAAACGAGAGCUCAGUAUGAUGUGGAAGGAGCUGCCUGAUUUUGGUCCAGAGCUCCUGCGCUACCUGGCAGAGCAGGUGCCCAGGAUCUACUGCCAGAGCGCCGAGCCGCAGCCCGCGCUGGAGGAGGAGUUGGCCGUCCCUCUGCUGCUGCAGCCCCUGGAGUGGUACCUGUUCGGGGAGGACCCCUGCACUGGACUGGAAAAGCUGCAGCAGACCAGCACCUCUUCCCAGCUCUGUGGCCGAGUCUUCAAGGAAGGGGAGACCACCUACUCCUGCAGGGACUGUGCAAUAGAUCCUACAUGUGUGUUAUGUAUGGACUGCUUCCAAAACAGUGUACACAAGAGUCAUCGUUACAAGAUGCAUUCAUCCUCUGGAGGCGGUUUCUGUGACUGUGGGGAUGUGGAGGCCUGGAAGACUGGUCCUUCGUGUACAAAACAUGAACCAGGAAGUGCAGGGGACAUGGACACAGGUGAGGAGAGUGUUUUGGAGGAAGGCUUGAGGGAGAGAGCUCUAAGACUGUUCCAGAUUCUCUUCCGGUACACUGUCGACAUGCUGGUGUGGGAAGAAGGGGCAGAGCUACCUUCAUCAUUGCAGCCCCGUGUGAAAGAAGAUGUAUAUUACUGUGUACUGUAUAAUGAUGAGCACCAUUCCUAUGACCAUGUCAUCUACACUCUCCGGAGAUCUGUGCAAUGUAACCAGAGUGAGGCACAGACCCACACAGCACUUAUUGACAAAGAGGGACGCAGAGCCGUGAAAAGAGGCACUAAGCAGUCCUGUCAGGAAGCUAAGGAACUCAUUAGGUCAACCUCAGAGCACAUAUCUGUGGAGCCUCUGCGAGUAGAGAUCCUACACUGUAGUGUGAUGGCUCACCAGAGUUUUGCCAUGCGACUGGGAACCUGGUUUCAGAAAAUUAUCAACUGUUCAGUUGGUUUUCGGCAGGUCUUCUGUCAAGUAGCCCUGGAAGCACAUCCUCUUCCAGACAGCCAAAGUCUCAUCAGUAGACUAAUGCUCUAUGAUGCAAACCUUUAUAAAGGAGCCCGGAAGAUUGUACAUGAGCUAAUUGUCUGCAGUUUACUGAUGGAAACUGAAUAUAAAAGGCUUUUUGCUAUUGAAUUUGCAAAGCAUUAUAAGCAGCUCCAGAAGGACUUCAUUAAUGAUGACCAUGAGCGGAGUAUUUCAGUAACAGCUUUAUCUGUGCAGAUUUUCACUGUCCCUACAUUGGCUAGACAGCUGAUUGAAGAAGGGAAUGUCAUAAAAGUGAUCAUUGACACUGUGAUGGAAAUGUUGAGCGAACAUCUCGAUGGAAACAAUAGAUUUCAUUUCCAGGGAUACAACUCAGACAAGUUUUUCAGGAUUCAGGUUGUCUUUCAUGAUCUCAAAUAUAUUUUGAUCAGCAAGCCAUCAGUAUGGACUGAGAAACUACGACAGCAGUUCCUUGAGGGAUUUAGAAGAUUUUUGGCAAUGCUGGCCUGCAUGCAGGGAAUGGAAGAAGUGAAGAGGCAGUUUGGUCAGCAUAUUGAGGUUGAACCUGAAUGGGAAGCAGGAUUUUCUAUUCAGAUACAACUCAGGCACAUUCUCUCCAUGUUCCAGGACUGGUGUGCAUAUGAUGAGAAAGUUCUUCUACAAGCCUUCAAAGAAAGCCACAUUGCUUUGAUGCAGUGUACAAACCAGACCUUCAACAGCGAAGCCACAGAUUUUUAUAUGUGUAAACACAUUUUGCGCACAAGACCUUACAAAGUGUCUCAGGAACCUGUGAGCAUCCACCUUCCUAUCUCCAGAUUGCUGGCUGGUUUAUAUGUCCAUAUCUGCAGAACUGGCACAAUAGCGAGGGUUCACGAGUACAUUGAUGAAGAGAGUUGCAACUUUGCUUUACUCAUGGAGUACCCUCUGCGCUGUGUGGUUUUGGCAGCACAGGUAUCAGCUGAGAUGUGGAGGAGAAAUGGGCUUUCUCUUGUCAGUCAGGUAUACUAUUACCAAGAUGUGAAAUGCAGAGAUGAAAUGUUUGAUAAGGACAUCAUAAUGUUGCAGAUUGCUGCUUCCCAAAUGGAUCCUGAUGAUUUUGUGAUGUUGGUUCUUCAGAGAUUUGAGUUGUUUGAUGUUUUUAAUGGGAACGUGUCUACUAAAGAUAAGGAACUUGUCAAGCAGUGGAACCAUCUGACUGAAGAAAUGCUCCACCUUCUCAUCAUCAUUAUAGGUGAGAGAUUUGUCCCAGGAAUCUCCGGUGUGGUGAAGGAGGAUGUCAUCAUGAGGGAAGUGAUCCACCUGCUUUGUAUUGAGCCCAUGGCACACAGCAGUCUGGUCAAGGCCUUGCCCGAGAAUGAAAACAAUGAAACUGGUCUGGAAAGUGUCAUCCACAAAGUAGCUACUUUUAAGAAACCUGGAGUUUCUGGCCAUGGUCUUUAUGAAGUGAGGAAGGAAUGUCUGAAAGAAUUUAACCCUUUUUUCUACCACUAUUCCAAAUCCCAGCACAGCAAGGCUGAAGAUGCUCAAAAGAAACUAAGGAAUCAGGAGAGCAAUGAUAAAGCUCUCCCACCUCCAGUUCCUCCUGCUUUCUCUCCUGCCUUUGCAAACAUUGUAAAUCUUCUCAAAUGUGAUGUCCUAAUCCACGUACUUCGUACAGUACUGCAAAGAGCGGUGGAAGAUCAGGCAACAUUAUGGACUGAAGCCAUGAUUCAGAGGGCACUCCAUCUAAUUGCGCAAGGAUUACUAGAAGAAAAACAACAGCUUGAGGCUAGCAGUGAAGAAGAAGUAGCUUUUGACUUCUGUCUGAAAGCAAUGAGUACUGGCAGGGAACAUGGCAAAUCUCUGCUGAACUUCCUCGAAAAAAUGAAGUCUCUUCCACCUCUGGAGGCGCAGAAGGACAUGAUCAAAUGGACACUGCAGAUGUUUGAAACAGUGAAAUGUCUUCGAGAGAAAUCGAGCCCUUCUGCAUCAAUGAGUGUUGAUCAUACCAAACCAGAGGAGUGUGUUCAGGACAAGGAGAAGGCUGAGAGGAAGAGGAAGGCAGAAGCAGCCAAGCUGCACCGACAGAAGAUCAUGGCCCAGAUGUCGGCUAUGCAGAAGAACUUCAUUGAGACACACAAGCUGCUCUAUGAAAGCACUCCAGAGAGUGCAGGACAGGGAGAGACCUCUCGGGUCCCAGAGAGAGAAAAAAAUGGAAUAAAAAGGUUCCUCUUCAGCAGCCCUGCGAUGAUCCUGAGAGAGUCGAGGGUGGCUGUGGGCCCAAAGCGUGGCCUUGCAUUGGCUGAGAGGGAAGUCCUCACCUGCAUCCUGUGCCAAGAAGAGCAGGAGGUGCAAGCAACAGCCCCUGCUAUGGUCCUGACGGCCUGUGUCCAGAGAUCUACUGUUUUAACUCAGUGCAGGGGCAAAACGCUGCCCAACACAGAAACCUCCAUUCCUCUGUUCAUGCACCCGGAUCUGGCUGUGGGCACACACACAGGAAGUUGUGGGCACGUUAUGCAUGCCCUCUGCUGGCAGAAGUACUUUGAAGCCGUGCAGAAUACAACUCGAAACCGUCUUCAUGCAGAGUUGAUCUUUGACCUGGAGAAUGCAGAGUACCUGUGUCCACUCUGCAAAUCCCUCUGCAACACUGUCAUCCCUCUCAUUCCUCUAGAGCCUCUCAAACUCGACUAUGAGAAUGCAGAGUUAGUGGGGCAGCUCCUGAUAUUGCCACGAUGGAUACAGAUAAUCCUGGCCAGAUUAAAGGGGUUAAAAUCUACAACUGAAGGAAGUGAAAGCAGCUUUGACUCAGAUUUGCAUCUCUGUGUGGAAAAUCCUGCAGAUUUUAGAUCUAUUCUUAGUUUUGGAGUCCAAGCACCCACCAGAUAUUCAGACAGCAUCAGCGAGAUGCUAGUGGUAUGUGCCACAACUGUGUACAGAGUGGGGUUAAAGGUGGCUCCUAAUGAAAUAGAUCCCAGAGUCCCACUGAUGACUUGGAACACAUGUGCCUUCACCAUACAGGCUAUAGAGAAUGUGCUGGAAGAGGAGGGAAAACCACUUUUUGGCUCUCUACAGAAAAGACAGCAUGCUGGACUGAAAGCACUGGUGCAGUUUGCAGCAGCUCAGAGACAGAAAUCCUCACACGCUGUGAUUCAGAAGCACUUUGUUGGCAUGCUUUCAGCCUUAAUCCCUAACAUUAACUUGGAGGAGACACCUUCUAUUCUAGAUGUUGACCUCUUUCAUCUACUUGUGGGCUUGGUGCUUGCUAUUCCAGCACUCUAUCAGGAGGAGAUGGUAGACCUCCAGCCCUCUUUGAUCAGCUCUGCAUACAACCACCUCUAUAUCUUCCACCUCGUCACUAUGGCACACGUGGUACAAAUCCUGCUCUCCAACAAUGAUCCUCCAGAGAUGAUGGGAGAAAAUGAUGGAGAGGAAUCCAGAUCAGCAGCAGAGCUCUAUCAGACUAUGGUUCAAUGUACAGAAGGGCUCAGGGGAGAUAUGCCAGGCUGGUGUGUAGCGGACAGAGUCAGGAGAGGAAUAGUAUCUUUCCUGCAUUGUGCUGCUCUGUUCUUUAAUUGCCUUACGGGGGUGCCUCCACCAGACGAGCUGUGCAGCACUGAUGUUUCUUUUGAAGGACAAAUGGAUGCACUAUGUAGUUAUCUGGCAUUACCAACAAACCUCUUCCAGCUGUUCCAGGACUACAAAGAGACCAUUUCACCUUUAUUAAGCAGGUGGUGUGGCCAUCCAGCUGUAUCAAGAGCACUUAAAGGAGAAGUCUCAGUUAUUCGAUAUCCCAGGAAACGGAAUAAGUUAAUUGAUCUUCCAGAAGAUUACAGUUGUCUCCUCAACCAGGCAUGCCAUUUUAAAUGUCCCAAGUCAGCGGACGAGGACAAGAAGCAUCCGACGCUGUGUCUGUUCUGUGGGGCCAUGCUGUGCUCCCAGAGCCCCUGCUGUCAGGAGGUGCUGGACCAGGAGGAGGUGGGAGCUUGUACCGCCCAUGCUGCCACAUGUGGAGCAGGAGUGGGCAUGUUCCUAAGAAUCCGGGAGUGUGAGGUUGUCCUAAUGGCUAGCAAGACCAGAGGGAGCACAUACCCAGCGCCAUAUCUUGAUGACUAUGGAGAAACAGACCCACAGCUGGGACGGGGCAAUCCCUUACAUCUUUCACCUGAAAGGUACAAGAAGCUCCACCAGCUCUGGCAGCAGCAUUGCAUUAUGGAAGAAAUUGCUCGUAGCCUGGAGGUAGUCAAUGUCAUGUUUGCAUUUGAAUGGCAGAUGCUGUGAGGGAGGAACAACAUUUAUAGUGAAUAAAAGUUAUUUGACAGCUAAAUGAUGAGGCUCCUUUUAGCACCUCAUUAUAUAAUCUAAAAUUUAACUUCUAGUAACAUCAGUGAUGAAACUGCUAUAUCUUGCUUCCUGGCCAGAUUCCAUGAGGAAUGUGGAGAAAGGGAUCUGUUUGUUAAGGGAUAAUGGAAUGGCAAAACGUUUGAAGGCUUUAUUGAACUGUGGGACACCUACAUAAAGAAGAAUGCUUGCAGCUUCACUUAAGCUUAAAACUCAGUUAUUCAAAUACAAAUAAUGUGUUCCUUGCAUCAGCUCCUAAAGUCAUUACAAGGUUGGUUUAAUCAGUUCCCUCAUCGAAGAGAAGUCUUCUUGAAAGAAAUGGAAGCAGUCUCGCCCAUCUGCAAAUCAUUCAGAUAUAAUUUUUGAAUGAUGGAGAAUGAUCACAGAGAAUUUCCUCCCAAUAAAAAGAUUGUUUGAAACAAAAUUAUUUAUUCUGAUGUUUUUUAACAUUUGGAGAACAAACUCUGCUUAGGGAAUCAUUUUUAUUCUGUAAUAUUAUCAUGUUAUUAUAUUCAUAGGUCAAUAGUUAGCUAGCUGUUUCUGCCAGAAUAUCCUUCCCACUUCAUCUGUGGCUUCCUACACUUACAGACAAGUUUAUUAUAUUUGUAUAUUGUAGAACUGUCAACUUCUGUCCUUCUAUAGUUAGAAUCUCUAUAUAUGGUGAUUUUCUUUACUGCCUGUUAAUCACACAUUACUCUCUCUGUGUAGCUUUAAAUGCAUUUGAGCUCUUAAUAUGAAGC